Molecule: messenger RNA, 588 nt
Organism: Odontomachus brunneus
Lineage: Eukaryota; Metazoa; Arthropoda; Insecta; Hymenoptera; Formicidae
Product: phosphatidylinositol N-acetylglucosaminyltransferase subunit Y
Exons: 2
Coding region: 275-388 (37 amino acids)
Source: RefSeq, a predicted model, not a curated record
GCAGUGAGGACAAACUGUGAAAUUGACCUCAUCACAUGCUCUUGCUUUUUGUUGAUGUGCAUCAAUUUCAAUUGCAUUGAGUUAGAAUUUAUUUUUGAUUGAUGUGACGAAAGGAAGGAUUUUUUCCAUUAAGGAGAUAUAAAAAAUGUUGUACAUCUGUAUAAAGCUUAGUGGGGAACAAUCUGUAAUAUAUCAUACAUAUUACAUUAUUUCUAAAUGAGUUAAUUAACUUGAAACACUAUACAAAGUAUUAUAUGAAUUCAACUUAUUCAAUAUGUAUAUUUCAUUGUACGAAUACUAUUUUCUUAUGUCAUUGGUUAUUCUUCCUGUAUAUCUCUUCUUCAAGCUUUGGUCAUGGCUUGGAUGGGAAUUGUUCGUAAAUAAUUAAAAUUUUAAUACUUGUACAACUUAAAGAGUGUUGCAAAUUUUAUCUUGGUGUGCAUAUAUGUAUACAUGCAAGGCUAAUCUUUGGUAAAUUAUCAUGAUGCCAAGUUAUCAUGAUCUCUAGUUAUGCCUUCUUGUUAAAUUAUUCUUAAACAUAAAUAAAGUUUUUGUAAUCUAUACCAAAAUAAAAUCUGUUAAAAUUAA